UUCUUUUUAUUAUCUCAAAAAGACUCCAUAUCCAUCUACACACUAUAAAAAUGUCUGUUCUCGAACAACUCAAGAAGUUCACUACCAUUGUUGCUGACUCUGGUGACUUUGAAUCUAUUGCUCAAUACAAGCCUCAAGAUGCUACCACCAACCCUUCAUUGAUCUUGGCUGCUGCUCAAAAGCCUCAAUAUGCUCAUCUUAUUGAAGAUGCCAUCAAAUAUGCCAAGGAAAAGGGAAAAUCGGAUGAUGAAAAGCUUCGUUUGGCUAAUGACAAACUUUUGGUCAACUUUGGUACCGAAAUUUUAAAGAUCGUUCCCGGUCGUGUUUCCACCGAGGUUGAUGCUCGUCUCUCCUUCGAUACCGAUGCCACCGUCUCCAAGGCUCUCGCUCUCAUCAAGCUUUAUGAAGAAAAUGGCGUUGACAAGGAACGCGUCCUGAUCAAGAUCGCUUCUACUUGGGAAGGCAUUCAAGCCGCUCAUGUUCUCGAGACCAAACACGGUAUCCAUUGUAACUUGACCUUGUUGUUCGGUUUUGCUCAAGCCGUUGCUUGUGCCGAAGCUGGUGUCACUCUCAUUUCUCCUUUCGUCGGUCGUAUUCUCGACUGGUACAAGAAAACUACUGGCGAAGAUUACACUGCUGCCAACGAUCCCGGUGUUUCAUCCGUUACCAAAAUCUACAACUACUACAAGAAGUACGGUUAUAAGACCAUUGUCAUGGGUGCUUCUUUCCGUAACACCGGUGAAAUUGAAGAAUUGGCUGGCUGUGAUUUCUUGACCAUUUCUCCUGCCCUUUUGGCCAAGUUGCAAGAAGAUAACAAGAACAUUGAACGCAAGUUGAGUCCUGAUAAUGCAAAGACAUGCGACCUCGAAAAGGUCACUUUCUUCAAGGACGAAAAGGCUUUCCGUUGGGAAAUGAACCAAGAUGCUAUGGCUACUGAAAAGUUGUCUGAAGGCAUCCGUAACUUUGCUAAAGAUGGUGUUAAGCUUGAAGACUUAUUGAAGGAAAAGCUUUCUUUGUAAAUAUAUAUAUAUAAAAAUUGAAUCAUUUUCACUAUAUCCCGAUCACAACUGUAUGUUUGUAAAAUCAGAGCAUGGAAAGUAGUUUAUGUUAGCAUUAAUUAAAAUAAAAAACAAUAUGUGUUGUUUUUGUUACAGAGA
This is a messenger RNA of Mycotypha africana, 1157 nucleotides long. RefSeq names its product transaldolase. Gene Ontology annotation, biological process: carbohydrate metabolic process; pentose-phosphate shunt, non-oxidative branch; pentose-phosphate shunt. The coding region runs from base 51 to 1019 and encodes 322 amino acids. Gene Ontology annotation, cellular component: intracellular anatomical structure; cytoplasm. The transcript has 3 exons. Lineage: Eukaryota; Fungi; Mucoromycota; Mucoromycetes; Mucorales; Mycotyphaceae. The record is from RefSeq and is a predicted model, not a curated record. Gene Ontology annotation, molecular function: transaldolase activity.